AUGGGGCUCUACGAUCCGUUCGGUUGUUGUGCCUUAACUUUUUCACAGGUUAUCCAGUCGCGAACACUGAGCUGCAUCAUUAAGGGCAUCAUGAAUACACGCCAACAUACUACUGUUACAUCUACUACUUGCUACUGGUUAAAGGGUACGUGUACUCCGGCCCUACCGUCUAAUUGUCUGAAGGCCUCAAUCCGUCGGGUCUCUCAUCUGCAAAUCUGGGCUCUAGAUCGCCCAUUACGGAGGCAACCUGCUCUGCGGCCUCGAAGUUUCUCAUUCGACACUUCACUUUGUCCGUUCUCGAUCUCUACCGCAUGCAUUGACCUAUCGCCUAGCUCUCCGACACUACCCUCUCCCCUGCCUCCGUUGCUAUGUUUCCCUAUCCUCGAUAUCGCCCGCCUGACCACCUUCUCUGUGGUCGUGAUUGAACCUGGCAAGUACACAUUACGCCGCCCGUCACUCCUUUCGCCGGCCUUAUCUGCUUCGGCUCGUUUCGGCACACCAUUUUGCCUCCGCCCUCUUUCAUGCCACCCGGCCAGCUUCUUCCCUCUUUUAUGUUGCUGGCCUCAGUUCUUCUUCACCCGACAGCCAGCUCCAUGGUCAUAUCGCCCCCCUCGUCGUGCACUAGUUCGUCUUGACGAAAGUUUUGUUUGUCUGCUCCUACCGUCCAAACAAUGUGCAGCCACCUUCAGAGUGGCAGACAUGUUUAUGCCUGUCGAGGUGUACAUUUGA
Messenger RNA from Protopolystoma xenopodis, 729 nucleotides. The record is from the annotation of a GenBank genome assembly. NCBI's taxonomy places the organism in Eukaryota, Metazoa, Platyhelminthes, Monogenea, Polystomatidea, Polystomatidae.